Messenger RNA from Biomphalaria glabrata, 3980 nucleotides. RefSeq names its product transient receptor potential cation channel subfamily V member 6-like. Lineage: Eukaryota; Metazoa; Mollusca; Gastropoda; Planorbidae. Gene Ontology annotation, biological process: calcium ion import across plasma membrane. Gene Ontology annotation, molecular function: calcium channel activity; protein binding. Gene Ontology annotation, cellular component: membrane. The transcript is spliced from 2 exons. Bases 475 to 2568 code for a protein of 697 amino acids. The record is from RefSeq and is a predicted model, not a curated record.
UUAGAGGCUAUACUGAUAUGUAUAGCGAAAUUAUUUGAUGAUAUUUUUAAAUAAUCUGUUACCUGUAUUAUUUUACUGUUACAUUAUUUUGAAGAAACGGCCGUAGAGUGUGUCGUAAUGUGAACUAUAAUGUGAUGCCCUUUUAAAAAUCGAUACGUUACGGUGACGUUAGCGGUGGAAAUGAGACUGGUGACAAUGCACAUAACAUAAAGAACAGACGUCCGCUCGCCAACUGUAAGAUUUAAUGUAGGAUCGCUACAGUUAACAGACUGCCUGGUCGUGCGGUUUGCGCGCUGGUCUGUCGUUCGGAUUUAUCGACGAUCGAGGGUUCAAACCCUGCCCGCUCCCAUCGCCCGUCGUCCUGCGGGAGUUUUGGACUAGGAAGAAAACUAUCUUCAACUCUGAAGGAACAUCCGAAAUAUGUAAAACAUUUUACAAACAAACAAACUACAGCAGUCUACGACGUCAAUCAAAAUGUUUAACGUCAAAGUUUCUUCCUUACCUAAACCAAAAGACCAAGAGUUGCAGCACAUUUACAACAUCAUUAAGCAGAACAAUGCUGUACAAGCCGACAUCGGAAAUAAGACUCCUCAAAUGAAGAACUCCAAUGAAACGCAGAAGACGCUGCAAGAUUUUGUUGACAACUGCAGCAAGGUUGAGGGAAGCAUUAAAGAACGACUUGAAACAUUUCGCUGUAGUGCUGACAACUGUGACACUUUAUUACAUGCUGCAGUGAGUUGUGAUGCACCCAUUGAAUUUAUUCAAUGUAUACUACAACAUUGUCCUGAUUUGAUCAAUACUACAAGGCGUGGAAGUUAUGAAGGUCAAAAUGUAUUACAUAUUGCUAUCGCGAAGGGUGAUAUUGAACUCACGAAUGUGAUUUUGGAGGCUUCAAAAAGCAAAGAAAUGUUAUUCGCGGCUUUUGCCAAGGGGUCAAAGUUCAAAAAGAGCAUUUUGAUGGGAGAAACUCCCUUGUCGGCAGCAGUCACCAGUUUAAACCGUAAAAUGAUAGGUCUUCUUCUUGAACACGGCGCUUGCAUUGAUCAAGUGAACAGCAAGGGAGAUAAUGUUAUUCACACAUUAAUCAAAUUUGCAAAACUGAAACGGGAAAAAAUACCGGAGAUCAUAGACAUGCUGAAGUAUUUCAACGAAACAAAAUUUCAAAUCCAGUAUGCGAAUGAAACAAAGGAUGUAAAUGAUUCGACAAUAACUUCAGUAGACAGGAAUGACAGUGUCGCCAAGCAACAGCUUGAAAAUAGCAACACAAGUGAAGACAUCAUUCACAGAAUGUGGUUUAAAGAGAACAGAGCCCUAAUGACACCUUUGAAGUUGGCAACCAUUCUAGGCCUACAUGAAAUCUUUCAAGUUAUGAUGAAGAUGGAAAAUGUUUUUUACUUUCCGGGCAACUUUGAUGGAGCCAACUAUGCGCAUUUUUAUGACAUUACAGAAAUUGAUCACAUUGCUCAGAGCAAGUGCACCAAACUCAGAAAAGAAAAAGCAGAUGACUUUGGGCUCAUUUUCUCAAUUAUUGUCUUUUUCUUUCCCAAAAGACCAAUUUGUGUCAUUGAAAGUUUGUGCUCCAUGAAGUGGAACGAUUCUAAACCUUUUCAUGAAAUGGAGAUCUUGACAACGAUUAUAAAGAGGAGGUGGAAACGGUAUCGAUUACCCUUUUACUUAUUUGGAAUCGUUCACCUCUGUGUGAUGUUUUUGUUUAGCACUUCUAGCCUUUGCAAAGUACGAGUACUAUAUUCAACAUGCGAUUAUUGUCCAUUUGAAAAACUCUACAGUAAAAUCGUGACUUGUAUAUUGCCGUUGUAUAGUCUCUUCAUAGCAUGUACUGAAAUGUAUAGAUGGUUUCGUUUGAAAGAUGUGCUUUUAAUGUUUUGGACAAAACACAUUGAUCGCUAUAACCUUUUAUACAGGCUAAGUUUAGGUUUGUUCGCUUUUUUUCUAGUAUUCGAUUUUUUUAAUAGUAUAUUUGAAGCAUUCUAUAAUUUCAUAUUUCUUGCUGCUCUGUUUUCAGGAAGCUUCUUUUGUCUUUUCUUCUUCAAAGGAUUUGACCAAUUGUCUUUUUUCUCUGUUGUAUUUAUAGAAGCCGUUAGUAGUUUGUUUAGCUUUGGUUGCAUAAUUAGCAUUGCGUAUGCAACCUUCACAUUUGCUAUGUUCACUGUGUUGGAAGGUCAAGGCCACAUUGAUGAGUUCAGCGAUUUCGGGAACACAACUCUAACCAUGUUUAGUUUUAUGCUAGGCAUCAAAGAGUUAACGUUCCUGAACGAGGUUGACGGGAUCAAUCGAGUUUACGUUGCUCUUAUAUACGUGUGUUUUAUAUUCAUCACGUACAUAUAUUUAAUUAACUCUCUCAUCACUCUCAUGUCUGGAUCAUGUGGAGAUGUCUUUGAGGACCGACAAUCAGUCGCAAUUUUACAGAAAUCCUCAGUGAUCAUAUUCCUAGAUGGUUUGUUUCUGAAACGGCGUUUGCCUCAAGAGAAUAUCAGCUGUACUCAUUUAAGGGAAAACAGAUUUUAUAUCUCGAUCGAAACAGAAGUAGCAAAUGAGCUAAAAGAUUAGCUUCAAAGAAACAAGGACUAACCUGCUACAGAAUUUGAACAAAAUAAAUCUAAUUUGUAAUCUUCGAUUUUCUAAGCAUUCAAAUACAUAUGCAUUUGUUACGAAUCUGACAAUUUGCGAUUCUAGAUCCGAAAUGUGUGAAAUAUGAUAAACUUUGGCCUACCGGAAAUGUUCAUUUUUGAUGGAGGCAAAUCCAUAAAUAUCGAGCUUUGGUGUAUCCGGUGUAAAGAUAACUGCCCUAUUGAAAAGUGGUGUAUUUUAAUAAACAAUUAACUACUUUUUCAAAACUUUUUGGCACUGUAAAAUCCCAUUUCUCUUUCCCUAGUAGUACAAAGAAUUUACGAAGCUUAUACAACCCACUCCGACUAUCUGCUCGUAUGGGUGGGAUCUUUUGUACGUUACAAGUCGGAUAUGACCCACGGCAUACGGGCCUUGAUCUACUGGAUUUAAUUUAGAUCUAUGUCAAAAAUGGAGAAUGUUCCCUUCACAUUUGUUUAUUUUGUAACGAAAAUAAAAGUAGAUUGUGAAAAGAGUUUACCCGUUCAGUCGACAUAAUCAUAUUAAAUAUAAAAUACUGUGAAAACGGGUUUACCCGAUUUGUUUAAAAGUUUCGUUCUUUAAUGGAGAUACAAUUAGGUACUUUUAUAUAAUAGAUUUGUCCCAUGUUUCCAUUCUUGGUAGAUAAGCUUUGUGUGAAAAAAAAAGUAGAUCGUCUGCUAAACGUUUAAAACUAACACUAGAAAAAACCUUCUGUUUCAAUACAUCAUUGGCGAAAACGGUGGCCUUCCAUCGCGGAAGCUCGAGUUCGCAUUGAGACUAGAGCAACUUUAUAUUUUUAGCGGUCCACGAAAGGGGAAAAGACGCUAGAAAUCUAUGUGUGGCCAGUCUGUCCGUCCCGUUUAGAUCUCGUAAACUAGAAAAGAUAGUGAAAAUCCGACAUCACAAUACUUUAGAGUCACUUUAGACCAUUCAAAGUACUGAUGCAGCGGCUACAUUUUUCUUUUCUGAAAGCGAAAAAUCUAAUUUUUUAAAUCACUAAUGCAAGCAGUUUUUUUUUCAUAAAAAAUACACGCUUUUAUUCACUAUUAAUAGUAACAAACACUUGAGGCUCCUUAUUAGGGGAGACAACUAUUUACCAUAUUUUUAACACUUUUAUGCAAACGGUUGUAGAUUUUUUUUUUUGGUCAAAUUUUUAUAAAAUUUGUAUUGUUAAGUUAUGUUUCUAUUAUACUAAGUACUAUAUUUCCACACAAAAAAUGUUUAUUAUUUUUUAAAGAGAAAAAGUCUAUUUAGUAUGCAUAUAAGUUGGAUAUAAUUUUAAACAACAAUUAAAAAGUAGUUUUUCAUAUUAUCGCGUCAACUGCCACUAGUCACUGAUCACGCGUAAAAUAAAUUUUUGGGAUUUUUUUUUU